Messenger RNA from Didymodactylos carnosus, 1086 nucleotides. The record is from the annotation of a GenBank genome assembly. Lineage: Eukaryota; Metazoa; Rotifera; Eurotatoria; Philodinida; Philodinidae.
GCUGCUUUAACACAUAGGAAUUGCUUGUGUGUGUAUCAUGAAAAUAUUUGUUUACUUUUAAAAUCUCUUGAUAAAUACGUUGGUGGACAAUGCUGCUCAUCUUUGAAAACAUUUACCGAUAGUUUAGUUUGUAGUACUAAUAAUGAAGAAUGUAUGUUCAGUAGUUGUUCACUUUGUGAAGAUUUUUUUACAGAAAAAAUUCAGGAAAACGUUUCGAACGAUAAAAUCAAAAUUACUUGGUCACAAUGGAUGAACGAAAAUGGUCAUGCAGAAAAAAAAGUGUUUUCAGGAAACGUUGAUGAAGCAGUUUUGUCAUUGAAGUCAAAAGUUGAACAUUUUUUGUUUCAUGUGUACGUUAAACGAGAACAGUCGAAGUAUUUUGAAAAAUUAACGACGGAAGUUAGUGAUGAAAAGAUAAUAUUGCAAGUCGAUUUUGCAGAGAAUUUCAAUAUGAAAGAACAAGACGAGAUCCAGAAGGCUCACUGGAACACGAAGCCGUUGAGCAUAUUUACUGCUUUUGUCUGGUCAAAAAGUGAAAAUUUUUCUUUUGCUCUACCAUCGUCAGAUCUGACACACGACAAAUUUGCUGUUGAUUCUGCUUUGAAAAUCAUUUUAAAUCAUAUCGAAACAGUUUUUCCAAAUGUUGAAGAAAUAAAUUGUUUCUCGGGUGGUGCUACUUCUCAGUUUAAACAACGUUUUCAUUUUCGAAAUUUAACGCGAAUUGCUGAUGAACGGAAAAUAAACUUGAGUUGGCGUUUUUUCGCAACUUCUCAUGGAAAAGGUGUAGUCGAUGGUAUUGGAGGUAUUGUAAAACGUCUUGUGUGGUCAGCUAUACUAGUAGGAGGAGUGUGUCGAUCAGCUGAAGAUUUUAUUAAACUUGCAGAGAAAAAAACUAAGAAAAUCAUUCUGAUUCAAAUCACGAGCAGUGACAUUGAUAACUCGAAAACCAAACUUGAAAAUCUUUUCAAAAUGGCAGAAUCUGUUCCGGAAACAUUAAAAAUGCAUUCGGUUAAAGUAGGUGACGAAAAUGAAUUAGAAUUUCGCUAUUAUUCUACGUGUUCUGAAAAAAAGACUAUAACAUAUUGA